GUAGGCCUAAUUGAGCUCUAUCCUAUUCACCUGGUGUUGUUGGCGCACAUGUUGUCAAUUUGAGUUAAUUAACAACCGAAUUCAUAAAUAUUAUUUUCAGACGGAGGUUUUCUUAUGUGUGAAAUAUUUCUAAUUGACAAACUAUGGCGUUUUCUCUGAGAGACGAGAGAGCCCAUGACCGUUGGGGCACUGAGGCUCAGGCCUUGUCCGCAUGCAGUAACGCCGACAUAUUUCGUAGAAUGAACACAAUGUUGGGCAACGCGCUUGACUUGACCGGCGUAUGUACCACACCAAAUACUAAGGGAAAACGGGACCUACUGACAGACCGGCAGGAAUCGGAGCUGGAUUCAGUGGGCAGCAGGAUGCUCUUUCCUGGCAGUGGUGGCAUCAGUGGCUCCCAGGAGGCUUCCUCAAGGGGCCUGCCCGACGUCAAUGAUCUGGGCCUCGGCCUCCAGUCCCUCAGCUUGUCAGGCUGGGAGCGUCCUUGGAGCAGCCACGAUGCUGACACACACCCCACUGCCUCGACCCAGGCCCAACUCGGCUCUCCCUCCAUGCUGGGCAUGCUGGGGAGUCCCCUAGGCAACAUCCUGGGCAGGCCACUGGGCUACCCACCUGGCGAGCCCAUGGGCACCGCGGCCGACUUCCUAGACAAGUUCCCUGGGAUGGCACGCAUGGGAGGCCGCCUGGACUCUCGCUCCUUCCUGGACUCACGCUCUAGCAGCCCUGUGGACUCUGAGACCAGCGGCUUCAGCUCUGGCUCUGAUCACCUCUCUGACCUACUGUCCUCCCUGAGGAUAUCCCCUCCCCUCCCCUUCCUCAUGUCCAACAUGCAGAAGGACCCCCUGCGCCUUAACCUAAGCUCCCGUCUGGACCACCACCUCGACAAUAGCGCUGGCUCCCCUCUCACCCCCCCAUCCAGUGCCAGUCCUUCUUCAGGCACCCUGGCCCGCCGUUGGCCCGCCUCCUCACUGUGGCCCGGUCUGGACCUGCUGGACACACCCGAUGACCCCUUCAGCAUAGAGAGGGAAGCCCGCCUCCACAGACAAGCUGCAGCGGUUAACGAGGCCACCUUCACCUGGAGUGGACAGCUUCCUCCACGGACUAACAAGAACCCUCUUUACUCCUGCAAAGUCUUCUUGGGAGGAGUGCCCUGGGACAUCACUGAAGCUGGCCUGAUCAGCACAUUCAGUGGUUAUGGCCCUCUCAGUGUCGAGUGGCCGGGUAAGGAUGGCAAGCACCCUCGCUGCCCUCCCAAAGGUAAUAUGCCUAAAGGCUAUGUGUACCUGGUGUUUGAGAAUGAGAAGUCUGUGCGUGGACUGCUCCAGGCCUGCUCUCAAGACCUGCUCCACCCAGAGGACAACGGAGAGUACUACUUUAAGAUGUCCAGCCGCAGGAUGCGCUGCAAGGAUGUGCAGGUGAUCCCCUGGGUGAUCUCAGACAGCAACUUUGUGCGCUGCCCCUCCCAGCGCCUGGAUCCCAGCAAGACUGUGUUUGUGGGGGCAUUGCACGGCAUGCUAAAUGCUGAGGCCCUGGCCAGCAUCAUGAACGACCUUUUUGGAGGGGUCAUGUAUGCCGGCAUUGACACGGACAAGCACAAGUACCCCAUAGGGUCUGGCCGUGUCACCUUCAACAACCAGCGCAGCUACCUAAAGGCUGUGUGCGCUGCCUUUGUUGAAAUCAAAACCCCCAAGUUCACAAAGAAGGUUCAGAUUGACCCAUAUCUGGAGGACUCCAUGUGCCAGGUGUGCAGCCGCCAGCCAGGACCAUUCUUUUGCAGAGACCAGGCCUGCUUUAAGUACUACUGCCGCUCCUGCUGGCACUGGCAGCACUCCAUGGACAUCCUGAGCAACCACCGCCCCUUGAUGCGCAACCAGAAGAACCGGGACUCCAGCUAGAGUCCAGGAGUCCUUCUACAGCUAGGGGCCAGGAGUGAAAGCCCCACACCACACGGGGUGAGGCUGCCCACUGAGCAGAGCACGAGUCGCAGGGUCCUUCCCCCAACUCCCAGCACUGGAGAGAGGGGAGGGCACCAUGGCACUCCACCAGGAGCUGGGGAUAAACACAGUCAAAGUUCACUUGCACUUGCUACAUUUUUGCUGUUUACUUGUUCACAAUGGCACUAUGCACAGUGACCUUGUUGGGAUGGACAAGGGUGGCCCUCCCCCACACUUAUGCAGUUGUCCCAGACUUGGUAAAUUGAUGGUUUCAGGCCAGGGUUCAAAUGUAGAUGAAAAUGCCUUUUUGUUUUUCCUUUUGGAUUUGUUUUACAUGUGUUGCAUAUUGAUAGAGCAAUCAUGCAAGUCUCAUUGCCGUUCAUUGGCAGAUGCCAUACAGUGCCUUUAAAUUGUUUUUCCCUUCCCUCACCCCCAGUUGGCUAACUGUUUUUUCCUGUGCAAGCCAACUGGUGUUUUUUACUUUAGAAGAGAGUUGGGCUUACUUUAACCAGUCGCAUUGCAGACAUUUUUACGCAGUUUUUUACUAAUUUGUACACAAACGGUUUUAAGUCAUGACAUGGAAAUUUUGAACUGAAUUCCACCUGGCGGCUUUUUAAUUAAUUUUUCAUCCAUUAAUUUUUUCCUUCAACCCCAUGUGUUUGCUUUGGGGCUGUUGGUAACUUUUCAGUUUUUCAUCCCCACCCUUCCCAACGUUCAAUAAUGAACGGGCACAUAUACAAAUGGUGUUGAAGCAUUACUUUGCUUGGAUUGUCAGUCCAGUUCUUAGACAAUUGUACAACAUUGCAGGAUACCGCUCCUGCUUGGUUACCAUCAAGUUCAAAUCAAUUUAAUGGGUACCAUUACCGAGACUGGCGCAGAUGUUGACAUUUUGAUUGUACAUAGUUUAUUGUUGCACUUUUUAAUUUGCACUUUAUGAGGGGGUGGCAGUGGUUUUUAAAUCACUUGAUUUGUACAUAAGUAGAUGGACAGGUAUUGUCUUGGGCAGGUAAGCCAGGAACUUAACAGCUGCUUGUUUCCUGUUGUAUGUAGAACUUCCACUUUGCUGAUCAAACAAUGUACCCAGAGCUUGAAUAGACCUACCACAGAAUUCCCCCUUUCUUACCCCAUUGCCUACCUUGUUCCAGUUAGACAAUUACAUUGCGCUGUGUGCCAAAGACUUAUUUUUUCCUCCAAGUUUCACAUGCUGAGCCUUGUCUUUUAGCCCAGCUGCAUUUUAGAGUUUUGAAAGUCUACCUCAUUGUGGUCUGCCAAGUUUGCUGCUACUUAACGGAUGUGGAAUAUGUUCAGAUUGGGCACAAUAAAGGUGUUAAAGCAUUA
Messenger RNA from Osmerus eperlanus (European smelt), 3272 nucleotides. It is a transcript of the gene cpeb1b, whose product is annotated as cytoplasmic polyadenylation element binding protein 1b. Lineage: Eukaryota; Metazoa; Chordata; Actinopteri; Osmeriformes; Osmeridae. Bases 144 to 1895 code for a protein of 583 amino acids. The transcript has 12 exons. Gene Ontology annotation, molecular function: translation factor activity, RNA binding; mRNA 3'-UTR binding; mRNA regulatory element binding translation repressor activity. The record is from RefSeq and is a predicted model, not a curated record. Gene Ontology annotation, cellular component: cytoplasm; neuron projection; nucleus. Gene Ontology annotation, biological process: negative regulation of cytoplasmic translation.